Molecule: messenger RNA, 3821 nt
Organism: Brassica rapa (field mustard)
Lineage: Eukaryota; Viridiplantae; Streptophyta; Magnoliopsida; Brassicales; Brassicaceae
Product: probable serine/threonine-protein kinase At1g09600
Biological process (GO): positive regulation of transcription elongation by RNA polymerase II; protein phosphorylation
Cellular component (GO): cyclin-dependent protein kinase holoenzyme complex; nucleus
Molecular function (GO): ATP binding; RNA polymerase II CTD heptapeptide repeat kinase activity
Source: RefSeq, a predicted model, not a curated record
UGAGUUUUCAUUUCGCAUGCUUCUUUUUUCAUGAUGUAGUUUUCAUCAAUAAAAAAAACAAAUUCUUUUAUACGUUACACGGUUAAUUCAUAAUUCCGUUACAAAUUUGUUUGUUUGGUUAUGUGUAAAUUUAAAUUAAGUUCCUCUAUAUUCAAUGAGUGAUCCAAGAUAUUAAAGCCAACAGACUACAUGGAGUCGAGAUAUUAGAAUAGUAAAGUAAAAUCUGUUAGAUUAUAUGAUAAAACUUAGGUUGUGCACCCAUAAUUAAUAACCCAGGUUGAUUCUUUCAUGUCAUUAAUUUGUUUGCUAAAAAUGAGGAAAGUUAAAAUGAGGAAAGCAUGAUUAUGAUUAUAUUUUCAUUUUAUUCAUAUUGAUAUUAUAAAUAUAUCAUAUUUUAUUUAGUAUAUAUAAAUAAUUUUGGUUCUAGGAUGUUUUCCUUGUUUUUCAUAUAACUAGGUUGUUUAAGCUAACACUAUUAUUCAGUUUUUAUUAAGUUCUUGAGAAAAUAUGAUCUAUCUGUAUACAAAUAUCUCCAAAAGGGUGUAUUUAAAUUGAUUUGUAUUAAAAUGACACACUAUUCAAACUUAACUUUUUUAAAAUAUCAGAAUCUAAUAUUUUAAUGAAUAUUUUAGUGACUUCAAUUUUUUUGAUAACGUUUAGUUAAAAAAAUACAAAUAUUUAAGUCCUAUAAUCUUAGAUAAAUUGCAUUAUAGUACCAUAACAGUUUUUCUAGUUCACCUUAAAUCAUUAAAAUUCAAAAAAUUCCAAUUUUCAUAAUUUGUUAAAGUGAAUUGAGUCAUUCUCGUAAUCAUUUUUACUAGCUAAUUCACAUUAUAUAUGUAUAUAUAUUAUAUCUUAUAUAUUAGAUAUAUUAUAUAUUAUAUAUUUGCAAUUUAUUACGUCACCUAUUCUAGAUAAAAAUAAUAAUAUUGUGAUCAGAUUUGAAACUAGUCCUACUUUUGACCACAUAAAAUUACAGCUCCAAAUAUUUGAAAAGUUUUAAACUAAGAUUCUGAAAUGUCUGGUAUGAAAUAUCUAAAUUGCAAGGUCUAAUAUUAAUAAUGAUGUCAUUAUAGUACUUGACAGGCCGAAAUCUAUAGAACACUUGUACACGCAAACCCAAAGUGUGAAACAAAUCACGACAAAAAAAUUGUUUGUCUUGUCGAAGCGAUAGUUCCUAGGAGUAUUGCUCUGUUGCUCAUGUAGUUGACACCAGAAGAACAAGGCGACAAAAAAUGUUGAUUUGACACAGCAGAAAUAGUUGUCAGGCUUUGCAAAUGGAAAUGGGCCCAUUGGACAAAAUUAAUGAGACUCAGUUAAGACAUGAAGUGUCAGGUUAUUGUGUUGACAAAAAAGACAUUGAGUGGCACGCACGUUCUACUUAUCUAUCGCAACAAAACGUGAGAGAGACAAGAAGAAAAAGAGUUUUGGUCUCCGAGAAGUAGAUAAAGUAAAUGGGCAAAACUAAGUUUGUUUUUGUUUCCAUAUAUUACUUCGGUGUUUGAAUGAUUGUUUGUUUGUGAUGGGUUGCAUUUGCGCCACCGCGCGUUCUUCAAACGCCGCCGUUGCCAAUAAUGAGCUAAUGGAUUCAAGCAAUUCCAUCAUGCAUCUUAUGCCUCAUCCUCCGUCUUCCUCGUCCUCUUUAUCCAAAAAGGAAGUAGGAUCUUUCAGACGUCAGACUUCUGCAGCUUCCAUCACCGUCGUGGCUAAUGGUUAUCCAGUGGUGCGUCGUCCCUCCACAUCAUCUGAUCGAAGCAGCACCAAGAAAGCGGUUACUGUGGGAGCUCCGACCAGGAGAGUCACGGCUAUGCCGGUAGUGCAACACCAACAGCAGCCAGGGCGUUUGAUCGGAACUAAAACGGAACCCACUAGCGGAGAAUGGCCGUCUUGGUUAGCUUCUGUAGCUGGAGAAGCUAUCAAAGGAUGGGUUCCUCGCUGCGCAGAUUCUUAUGAGAAGUUAGACAAAAUUGGACAGGGGACUUACAGCAGCGUGUACAAAGCCAGAGACCUGGAAACGGGAAAGAUCGUGGCGAUGAAGAAAGUUCGGUUUGUGAAUAUGGACCCAGAGAGUGUCCGGUUUAUGGCUAGGGAGAUUCUCAUUCUUCGUAAGCUUGAUCACCCCAAUGUUAUGAAGCUUGAAGGUCUAGUCACCUCUAGACUCUCAAGUAGUCUCUACCUUGUUUUUGAGUACAUGGAACACGAUCUCGCAGGUCUAGCCGCUUCUCCUGGAAUAAAAUUCUCUGAAUCUCAGAUCAAGUGCUAUAUGCAACAGCUGUUUCGUGGUCUUGAACAUUGCCACAGACGAGGAAUCCUCCACCGUGAUAUCAAGGGAUCUAAUCUCUUGAUUAACAACGAAGGUGUUUUGAAGAUUGGUGACUUCGGAUUGGCAAAUUUUUACCGUGGUAAUGGAGAUGUACAGUUGACAAGCCGAGUUGUAACCUUAUGGUACAGAGCGCCUGAGCUGUUGCUCGGUGCGACUGAGUAUGGACCAGCUAUAGACCUGUGGAGUGCCGGCUGCAUUCUCGCUGAGCUCUUUGCUGGAAAGCCUAUUAUGCCAGGACGCACAGAAGUGGAGCAGAUGCACAAGAUCUUUAAGCUAUGUGGUUCACCCUCAGAAGAUUACUGGAAAAGAGCAACUCUGCCACUUGCAACAAUUUUUAAACCUAGUCACCCUUACAAACCUGUUCUUGCUGAAACCUUUAGUCAUUUCCCUGCAUCAGCUAUGACCCUCAUCAAUAAGCUACUGGCAAUAGAACCUGAGAAACGUGGAUCAGCUGUUUCUUCCUUGAGAAGCGAAUUCUUCACCAUGGAGCCACUUCCUGCUAAUCCAUCAAGCUUACCUAGAUACCCACCGAGCAAGGAACUUGACGCUAAGCUUCGCAACGAAGAAGCAAGAAAACUAAGGGCAGAGGAUAACAAGAGAAGAGGGGGAGAGACUGUGACAAGAGGACGACCAAAAGAUCUUAAAACUUCACAGACACCUGAGUUUAUGGACAGAGGGCAGUCUAAAGUCACAUGCAUCAGCCAUAAGUUCAAAACAGACGAGGAAGGUGGCACCGGGUUUAGGAUUGAACCACCAAGAAGAGGGAUCCAGCAGAAUGGUUACGCUCAUGCUUUUUCUAUGGUUCAUCCAAGUGUUGCUAAUACAGAAUGGAACAGAGGUGGUGGGAGCAUCAAAAGGCAAACUAAUGCAGAGCUGAAGUCUAGGAUAUCACAAACAGGAAACUUGUCUGGUGAUUCUUCUAGAAGAGCUUCCAAAAGAGAUUACUCAACCGGAAACGCACCAAGGAAGAACAGAAUCCAUUACUCAGGACCGUUGAUGCCUCCUGGUGGAAAUCUUGAAGAAAUGCUCAAAGAGCACGAGAAGCAGAUCCAACAAGCUGUCCGCAAAGCCCGUGUGGAAAAGUCUACAUCUAAUAAAACAAGGCAGCAGCAGCGUUACACAGGAAGAGAUGCUCGGUAGCUAAAGAGAAAGCGAAAGAAGAAGGAACAAGAAGAAGAAAAUUCAAACAAUAACGCACAUGUUUUGCCCCUUCUGUGCGUGAAGCAAGGGAUUGAUGCAGUGUAAUGUAUAGUGAGCUUGUUAUCUUAGGCCAACGAGAUUGACCACACAAUAUAUUGUCAAACUUCAUUUUGUACAUACGCACAAGGGAUCAUACUGAGUGGAGAGUCGAGCAAACAUGUAUUGGUAUUCAAUUCUCUUAGGAUCUUUUAUUUAUUUUGUAUUUUACUAGGUUUUCAUCUAACGUGUUUCUCAAUUCGGAAUCGGAAACUUGCUGUAACUUUUGGAAUCUAAUUUCCAAAAUAAGCUUUCAGAAUCU